This is a messenger RNA of Staurois parvus, 462 nucleotides long. The record is from the annotation of a GenBank genome assembly. NCBI's taxonomy places the organism in Eukaryota, Metazoa, Chordata, Amphibia, Anura, Ranidae.
ACCUAUACAUGUAGGUUUACAUACAGACACAUGUACAUACACACACACAAACAGAGACACCUGUACACACACACACACACAGAAACAUAUACACACACACAGAGACACAUGUACACACAUACAGACACAUGUACAUUCACAGAAAUACACACGCACAGACACAUGUACACACAUACAUAUGUACGUACAUAUACACACACAUACAUGUACAUGCACACACACAUGUACAUGCACACAGACACAUGUACACACAUACACACACGUACAUACAUGCAGAAACAUGUACAUGCAUACACAUACAAGUACACACACAUAUACAAAUACACACACACACACAGCCCUAUAAAAAGUUGCAGUACUUCGUUGUUCACUCACAGAGCCGGGUACUACACUCUAGGGGGAGGCAGAGAGCACAGAACACACUCCUUCCUUUGCUUUCUCUGCACUCAGCUAUUGAGCAGU